Messenger RNA from Penicillium subrubescens, 642 nucleotides. RefSeq lists its product as uncharacterized. NCBI's taxonomy places the organism in Eukaryota, Fungi, Ascomycota, Eurotiomycetes, Eurotiales, Aspergillaceae. The transcript has 2 exons. The coding region runs from base 1 to 642 and encodes 213 amino acids. The record is from RefSeq and is a predicted model, not a curated record.
AUGGGUUCUACUUUCUCCCCCCGGGUUGAUCCAGAAGGCGGGAUAUCAUAUGAGCCCUUGGAGACACGCUACGUUCGAAUGAUCCUCGAAGCCGACAAGGCACCAUGGCAAUAUAAUCUGCUGGCAAGUGGAGCUCAUUGGGUUUUACUUGCAGGUUAUCUUGUAAUUCCUGGCACGUUCACAUCUCUUCAAAAAUCAGACACCCUCCACAAUACAUUGUCAGAUAACGAAGCGGGAGAAAUUAUCCUCAAGAGCAUCCAAAAUCCCCCACUACUUGCGCUGGCGAGUGUUUUCUUUGUCGUGGGAUUGGCACUCCUGGGUCGGCUUUACUAUGAGUAUAGGAGCAACUAUAUAUGGCUCAUCAAUCGUAUAUUCAUGUAUGUAACGAAUGUCCUCUCCGCCCUGCCUUCUGUGCCAACUCUUCUCAAUUCAUCCGCUGGUCUUCUAACCACCAUGGUCAGCCUUUACACUGGGCAUGGAGGUGACUGGUCAAUUAUGGCUCUUCUGACGGUGAUUGUGUCCAGUCUUUCCGUUGCAUCUUCAUUUUUUUUAUUGAUAGUGUACAAGCUUGUCAAGCUUGAAGAGGUAAAGCGAGAGCACGAUGAAAUUCAUAGUGCACGUCAUCAUUUCCUUCAUUCUUAG